Penicillium macrosclerotiorum is the source of this 2337-nucleotide messenger RNA. Its product is annotated as Zn(II)2Cys6 transcription factor. Gene Ontology annotation, biological process: DNA-templated transcription; regulation of DNA-templated transcription. NCBI's taxonomy places the organism in Eukaryota, Fungi, Ascomycota, Eurotiomycetes, Eurotiales, Aspergillaceae. Bases 1 to 2337 code for a protein of 778 amino acids. The record is from RefSeq and is a predicted model, not a curated record. The transcript has 2 exons. Gene Ontology annotation, molecular function: DNA-binding transcription factor activity, RNA polymerase II-specific; DNA binding; zinc ion binding.
AUGUACGAGCGGCAACGAGUGUGGCGGGCAUGUCAGGCAUGUCGUCGCCGGAAGAUCAAAUGCGACGGAGAGCACCCGUGUCAGAGUUGCAGCCGCAACAAAGCAGAAUGCGUCUAUGUCGAACCGCAUGGUAAUGGAAGAAUGGUAGAUCCCCAAUACGUAUUGAAACUCGAGAACCGCAUCUCGCUCAUGGAAAAGCGAUUGAAACAACAGGCGCUUGAUCUCAACAACAGAGAAAAUGGCGUCGCACCUACACAGCCGGAAAUAAAUUGCAUCGUAGAAAGCAGCCACGAUCAAAAUGACCCGAAUGGCCAGAAUGGCCAGAAUGCUCCUCGUUACACUCACAGGCAUGAGUCGGCUGCCGCUCCCGACGAGAGUGCUCCACCCGAUCCGACCACUAGAUCCAUGCCAGCACCAGGACCUUUCAGUGAUGCAGCAGUCCAGACGCCAGAGCUGCCAUCACUGCCAGCAGCACCUUAUUCUCCCCCAGUCGGUGAAAGCCCUUUGCCGCUACUGGAUCCGUUGAGUUUAAACAAUCAAAAUACCGAGCCCAAUAGAGCUGACACUAUCGACGUGACACAAAUGUCGGAAUCUUUGAUGGAAGUUCUCAUCGACCAUUUCUACCAUUCUAUCUAUCCGAUAUUUCCGGUUGUCAGUUGUCAUAACUUUCGACGGCAGUAUGACCGAUGGUUGUCGACUCGCCAAGGUGGUGAACUCAACUACGCCGACCAUGAUAACAGUGAAUUCCCGUUGCUUCUGUAUGCGCUUCUCGCCGUGGCAGCAUCGGUGAUUCCAGAAGACCAUGUGGCAUUCGAGCGAUCAGACCUGCGAGUUUAUCGACGAGUCGACCUAGGAGACUUGCUCUACCGCCAUGCUAUAUCGAUCAGCGCAUACAAACCGUAUCAAUGUAACAAAAAUGCUGCGAUCAACGCGGUUGCCUCUCAAGGCUUGUUGAGCCUGUAUCUCAUCGAGGUUGGGAAGGUAAAUGAUGCCUGGGUGACUGCUGGCCACGCAAUUCGCUUAUAUCAAGGCUUGGAUGUCGAAGAUGAAGCCAGCACACUCCAUCAGAUUGGCGAUAUUGGAAAUUCACAUAGCAACCUCUGGUGGUGCUUAUAUAUCCUGGAUCGCUCCUUAUCAACAGCCCUUCUCAAGCCUCUGGCAAUCGAUGAUGCCGAAAGUGAUAUCGAAUCCUGCGAUGACGAAGAUCACUUGCAGCCUAUUCUAGAAACUCGAACAGAUCCAUGGUUUUCGGUAAUUGCAGACUUCCAUAUAACAAUGGGCCGCAUAUAUAGGUCGGUGCGAUGGAUUCGCAAAUUUCAACCCUCCCAGAAAACCAAGUCGAAAGAUACCCUCCGCUCAUAUGUCAAACGACAUGAUGCAGAGCUGGAAAAGUACUAUACGAAACAAGUCCUGCCUAGGAUUGCAGCUUCCCACCAACAAGUGGGACCCGUCGCAUUACAGACAGUCGCAAUUUCCUCCUACUAUAUUGGUGUUGUGCUACUCUACCGAACCUUCAUUGAGAGGUUCAAUAUUGCAGAACCGGAAGCCUUCCUCCGAUGCGCUGAAGCCGCAUCAAAAUGUAUUAAACUCACGCCGCAAGUCAUUGCCACCGUGCCUGCCAGUCAUUUUGUCAUUCAGCAAAGCCGUGCAAUAUAUGCGAGCGCGAAGGUCCUUUUACAUUGUAUGCGAUUGGCACGGAACUCAAGUUUUACUAAUCGGGCCUGGCCUGACGUGGAAGAUGGCCUCAAUAUGCUGCGAGAGAUCAAGAUCCAAUGGCCCGAGAUCAAGAAAUACCAGCUACUCACGGAAGAGGACAUGUAUAUGACGCAAAAUGAUCUGAAUAAGCAUGACAUGUUCUAUAGAACAUUCAAUCGCUAUGGUCAAACAGGCUGCGUGCUGGUACGACCUGAAGACCGUGAGAUUAUUCAUCAGGAUCGCACAGGUCAAAGACGAGAUCAAGGGGGCUUCCUAGAGUCAAUGGAACACACCAACACACAGCAUAAGACUGAUAUAUUGGAUAAUCGGAGAUUGUGUAUGGCACAUCCAGAACAACCUUCGAAAUCACGCAAGCAAGGCAGAGAUCAUGAGUCUCUCGAAGGUAGUUCUAAACGACGAAAGUUGAUACCAACCCCUUCACAGGCUCCUACAAGUUCCGAGAUUCCACUCGCAUUGGACAUGUUGCCAAUAUUACCAGAUGGGAGCGAUUUUCCGAUGCUGGAUCAUUUGAUCACCACUGGAGAUAUCCUUCCAGAUAUCUCACCUCGACAGUCCGUGUCAGAGGACUUUUCUUCGAACUUCUUUAGCGAUUGGAGGUGCGAUGUUAAUGAUUUCUAUUAA